This is a messenger RNA of Doryrhamphus excisus (bluestripe pipefish), 1851 nucleotides long. RefSeq names its product mitochondrial pyruvate carrier 2b (gene mpc2b). The record is from RefSeq and is a predicted model, not a curated record. Gene Ontology annotation, biological process: pyruvate import into mitochondria. Gene Ontology annotation, cellular component: mitochondrial inner membrane. Lineage: Eukaryota; Metazoa; Chordata; Actinopteri; Syngnathiformes; Syngnathidae.
CUUUCGCGAACGACUCAUCACUUGAACAAAGUCACCUCGUUGUGUCGGUCAGGGAGAAGCUAAUGACAGCUAACGACAUCUUCUAAACUUAAACUCGUGUUUGUAUACUCAGAAACGUCACAAAUAUUUUACUGCUGUGUGACUUUUAAUUUUAACAGUUAAUUUCUUCUACCGUCUUUGAUUAUUGUUAAGUUAGCUGGCAUUUGCUCCCCUCAAAAAAGCUACCAUCAUGGCUGCGCUAAGAGCGUCCUAUCACAGGAUUUUGGACAGGAUCGAGCACAUACUGCCUGCCAAACUGAGACCUUUAUACAACCACCCAGCAGGUCCAAAAACAGUUUUCUUCUGGGCUCCAAUGUUCAAAUGGGGUCUGGUUGUAGCUGGUUUGGCUGAUAUGACUCGACCAGCAGAAAAGCUCAGUACCUCCCAGUCUGCAGUACUGACAGCAACAGGGCUCAUCUGGUCCAGAUAUUCACUGGUCAUCAUCCCAAAGAACUGGAACCUGUUUGCGGUAAACUUCUUUGUGGGCAGCGCCGGAGCGUCGCAGCUGUACAGGAUUUGGAGCUACAAUCAAGACCAGAAGGCUAAGGAGGUAACCGAGUCCUGAGUGUUCUCGGUGGACUAAAAGGACGACUUCACACCAGGCACCAACCUGUCCCCCGUUUCACGUCAUGUGUACCUCAUCACGUCGUUUCCAUGUUACCGCAGCCAUUGCCAGCUAACGUCAUCCGACCAUAUCCAAGCCCCUUUUCUCUGCUGGAAAUGUGCACUUUCCCUAAAGUUCCAAGUUUCCUCAGGACGUUUAAUUGACAUAGAACAGGGGUCGGCAACCUUUACUAUGAAAAGAGCUAUUUUACCCCCUAGCCCACUAAAGAGAAAUACCCUGGAGCCGCAAAACAUACGUUUAAAACAACGUUGGAGGGAAUUUGGGGCUAUCAAAGUAGUUCAGAUAACAAAAGACGAGUUAGAGUACGCUUGCUAGUAAACUAGCAGUAAACUACUGUAAACUUACCUGAUGCUCUGCCGCAAACAAGUUCCCAUGCAGCUGUUUUUUUUUUAAUUAUUUUAAUUUUCCUUCAUGUUUCUGCCAGAAAUCAGUCAGGAUGCAUUCAUGGUCACACACAAAAUUGGAUUUUUUUUUUUUAAACUCAUUACAAAGACGUGUAUUUUCCCCACUCGGGUGUUAAAAAAUAUUCAAGCAUUGCAAAGGGAGCCACAACAAAAAGGCUGAAGAGCCACAUGCGGCUCUGGAGCCACAGGUUGCUGACCCCUGACAUAGAACAAAAAACAAACUUGAGAAUGAUAACCAAUGCAAAAGUAUGACUUUCUUUUUGUAACAAGUUCUGAUUGUACAUUUAGUUUGUCUUCAUGUGUCAUUCAGAAGUUUGGGUUGUUUUGCUUUUUCCAACAAGUGUAGCAAUCAUUACCUCAUGCAAUCAUUUCCCAAAAUUACCAGCGUUUAGUUACAUGGUUGUGAUGGAAGGAAUGUGUCCUCAUGAAAUUUAUUUAUGAUAUAAUUAUUCAUUGAUUCGUUUAAUGGCUUUGAACCAAGGAAGAACAAACUAAUCAAUUUAUUGCUUAAUUGUAUUUUUGUUGGCUUGUCCUAACUGAAUGUUGCAAUUGUUUUUAACUUGCAGUGUUUUAAUGCUAGCUAACAGUGGUACUGACAUGCUAAUGUCUUUGCAUUUGGGAAAGGGUUUUUGUCAUUAUAAAUCAGUCUUCAUAUUUUUUAAAUUCCCCACACCGUAUUGGUAAGAAAUGUUAUCACCUUAAUAUCUGAUCUGGUGAAAUAGCACUUUGAGGCACUGUGGAAAUGUAAUGGCUGUGAAAUAAAAACCCUGUUCAGCUACGAAA